UCCAAUGUCGCAGGAAAGACCAAGCAAACCGUUGUCUCCGCUAUGACUUUGAUCGCGUAUUGCGCCGGGAAUAUGGCAGGUGCGCAAGUGUUCAGGACCAAAGAUGCGCCCCGGUAUGUGUCAGGAACGGUGGCCUGCUCGGUAUGUUUCGCUCUCGAGGCAAUUGUGAUUCUUCUAUGGAGAGGAUGGUAUAUGUGGGAGAAUCGACGCAGGGAGCGCAUUGUACUGAGCAUGGGGAUCUCCAAAGAGGAGCAGGAACGACGGGGUAAGGAGCUGGGAGAGCAGGAUGUUACGGAUAUGAAGAAUAUUUAUUUUCGAUAUACCAUGUGA
Messenger RNA from Aspergillus niger, 330 nucleotides. RefSeq lists its product as uncharacterized. Gene Ontology annotation, cellular component: membrane. Lineage: Eukaryota; Fungi; Ascomycota; Eurotiomycetes; Eurotiales; Aspergillaceae. Gene Ontology annotation, molecular function: transmembrane transporter activity. The transcript has a single exon. The record is from RefSeq and is a predicted model, not a curated record. The annotation marks the transcript as partial.